AUGGGUUGCUUUAAAACUAAAGGUCUUAUUACUUUAGAAGUUAUCCUGUUCUUCGGAUAUAGAAAGUAAUUUAUUAAGUUCUUUAUUUCCCAAGACAACCUUGAAAUUUUCCUAGUCAUAUAGUAGAAUAGGAUUGGUUCCAACAUCUAAGAUGUCGUACUUUACGACAAGAAUAACUAUACCAAAAAUCAAAUUUAAUAUUAGGCCGAUAGUAGUAAUAUACCAACAAAAGUUUAGCACUAAUCCAGUUAUCAGGAAAAAUUCCAUUGUUAUGGUGAUUAGAUCACUGCUACAAAGGAAGCUGGACCAUAAAAUUACAUCAAACAACUUAGAAUGUAACUUAUUGAUAGCAAUGGCGAAUGGAGAUAAGUAAAACUUUUUGGAAAUCUGUAAGUUAAUACAAGCAGUAUAAUGUGA
Molecule: messenger RNA, 417 nt
Organism: Stylonychia lemnae
Lineage: Eukaryota; Ciliophora; Spirotrichea; Sporadotrichida; Oxytrichidae
Source: the annotation of a GenBank genome assembly